Molecule: messenger RNA, 2958 nt
Organism: Helobdella robusta
Lineage: Eukaryota; Metazoa; Annelida; Clitellata; Rhynchobdellida; Glossiphoniidae
Exons: 6
Coding region: 404-2044 (546 amino acids)
Cellular component (GO): plasma membrane
Source: RefSeq, a predicted model, not a curated record
UUUUAUUUUAGUUUAUAAUAAAAAUAAUUUCACUUUUAAAAAUUGUAAUAGUAAAAUUAAUUUUAUUAUUAAUAAAACAAUUUAAUUUUCUCAUAUGUGUAUGCUUCUGUUAAAAUUUUCAUAUAAAUACGCACACACACACACACACACACACACACACACACACACACACACAUUUAACUGCAAAUCACAUUGGGUUUUGUUUUUAAGAACUCAUUAACUGAUUGAUGAUAAAAAUAUUAUUGAGAACAGGUUGAACUGACUAUAGCAACUACACUUUUUAAUGACAACAAAACAUCAUCAACAUCAUUAACUUAUACAUCAGCAAACAACUAUAACAUCAACGUAGACAACUAUACAAAUAUAUGAACAACAGCAUAAAAACAACCUAAACGAUUUGAAAAUGAAUCCACACCAACCAAAUUAUUUGCCACAUCAACAACAACAACCCAUAUUUUUGGCUCCACAGCAUGAUCAACAAUUACUACAACAUCAACUUUCCCAUCAGCAACAGCUGCAAGAACAACAACUUCAACAGCUUCAGCAACAGCUUCAACAGCAACAACUGCAGCAGCUUCAACAGCAGCAACAAUUUCAACUACAACAACAACAAAAGCAGUUGCAGCUAUUAGUAAACGAUAGCGAACAAAAUAACAUUCAAAUGCCUGCUCACACGCAUGUAACGCCAUCGCCUUUAAGCAAGUCCCACCACAGACACAGUCACCAUCGCCACGAGCCACCGCACCAACCACAACAGCCACGACAUUUGGAAGAGUUUCAUCCACAAACACAUUUAGAACUUCAAAUGAUCCAGCCGGAACAACAGUCAUCUCAACAGCAGCAACAACAGCAACUACUUCAGCAGCAGGAACACUUGCAACAUCAUCCCCACCAAUCAAGAUCCGUGCGUGGAAAGUCACCGGUUGUUUUCAAACAACAGCAGAUUCAAGAACAACAACAACAACAACAACCGCAACUACAUAAUUAUCAACACCCUCAACAAAAUGAACAACGAAAUGCUUACCCAGACGAACAAAAUGAACCGCCUCAACAACAACUGCAACAUAAAAAUGUUGAACAACAUCAACAACAACAUCAGCUGCAGCAGCAGCAACAAUCUACUCAAGAGCAACAACAAAAUUUAGAAAGUGACCACGACAAAGUAGAAGUCAUUGUAGACGCGAGCAUAGAACCAGAAGCCAUCGCCGGUCAACACCAGCUGCAGCAGCAGCAACAGCAACAACACAACAAAAGUAUCAAACAACACGCACCUACCCUGACGACAGAAUCAUUGCCACAAAACCAACAAAUCGUCUCACCGUUACUUCAGCCACUCCUCAGGAAACCAACGAAAAAACUCCGCAGAGACAAAGCGCACGAGUUACUGCGGAAAAGAAUUUUGGUAGGAACCCUCGUUGCCAUGAUGGUCGCGACGAUUCUGUGGCUUGUGGCCUUUAGUAUUAACUACUGGGCUAGUUGGGAAUUCCCAGACGGCGUCAUGUCGGCCAAUAAGAAUGUGAUUCGUGGACAGCACGCUGGCCUGUGGAAGAUGUGCCGGGAGGAAGUAGUUCCUUCAACCAAUGAAAAACUUUCUUCUUGCAUAUUCAUGAAGCAAUUUCCGACGUCUGAUGAACUGAUAAGAAACCAGAAGCUAUACGAUGCAACCGUCAUAAACUACAGACGGUCGUGCACCGCCAUCGGUGUGAUCGGUGUGUUAGUGAUGGUAUUAUCGAUCAUCUCUACCUACUACUCCACCAUAGAACCGAGAUACAUUUAUAAGAGAUUGGCCGGUUCUUUGCUACUUGGAAGUGCGGCCUGCAUCUUAGUAUGUGUAGAGAUAAUCCAGGGCUCGCUGGAGUACGAGCGCAAGUACCUCCCUCACAUGUACCCACCUAAAUCCAAGCACAGGUUCGGCUUCUGCUUUGGAGUCGCCUGGUUCCUCAUCAUCUGUUUCCUGGUCUUCAGCCUCAUCCUAUUCUUCUUCUCCCGCAAGCAGAAGGAUAAGUUGGUUGAUGAUAGGCCGGUUAUCAUUGGCCGGAUUUGAAAGGGUGAGGUUGUUUUACCUUUAAGAGAGCUUGGUAGGGUUUUUAAAUUCGGGCUCUGAAGUUUGAUACAAAUCGAAGUUUAUUUUAUUCUGUAACUUGAUGAAAUUUAUUGAAUGUUUAAUUUAUUUAUAUAAUAAACACAGCUAAAAUAAUCAAUUUAAUUCAAUUUUCAUCUAUCUAUCCUUUUAACUUUUAUUUUGCAUUGUUCACACAGCAAAGCUAUAUAUCUUAACCUCUCUUUUUUUUCAAGUUUUAAUAGCGUGAAUCUUUCUACAUUUGUUUGCAUAAAUGUACGUGUGUAUGAGCAUGCGUGUGUGUAUGUGUGAAUGUAUAUGUGGAUGUGUGUAUGCGUGUGUGUGGAUGUGUGUGUGUAUGCGCGUGUGUGUGUGGAUGUGUGUGCGAGCGUGUUUUUACGCUAUUUUCCAUGAAGAGUGUCUCAUUUCAAGAGAAACAAAUCAACACCCAAAUUUCUCUCUCGCCAUAUUUAUAUUCUCAUCACGUAUAAUUGUUCGACAUACAUCAUACGUAUGUCAUACAUACAUGUACAUUACACACACACGCUAACAAAACACACUUAUAUAUAUAUAUAUAUAUAUAUAUACAUAUAUAUACAUACAAACAAACAAACACACUUACAUAAAUAUACAUAUUUUAACGGUCUUUAUGUGAUCUCAAGAUUAAUUUUCUCGAAUUUUUUUUCUUUCUUUUUCAUUUCGUUUGCAGUGUAAAAUAUAAAUAAAUAGAUGGAUGAGUAAACAAAUGAAUGAAUGAAUGCGUGAAUGAAUGAAUGAAUGAAUGAAUGAAUGAAUGAAUGAAUGAAUGAAUGAAUGAAUGAAUGAAUGAAUGAACAUAAAAAGCAUUUUUUCAAUAAAAAUUUUAUUUAAAAAUCUCUCUUAUCAAAUAAAACACAUAA